Messenger RNA from Anopheles merus, 1841 nucleotides. Its product is annotated as homeotic protein female sterile-like. The coding region runs from base 186 to 1646 and encodes 486 amino acids. The transcript has a single exon. The record is from RefSeq and is a predicted model, not a curated record. NCBI's taxonomy places the organism in Eukaryota, Metazoa, Arthropoda, Insecta, Diptera, Culicidae.
GUGUCCGUUGGCGUACGUUGACGGUUGGUGAGUUUUGGAGUGUUUGAGAUACUAACCUCACACAGUGACUCAGUUGAACUUUUGAGCAGAGUGCGUCUGCGGAUCCCGCAUCAAACAGUGCGCAAUUGGUGGCAGUGAGUUGAGCUAGUUCUCGCUGGAAGUAGGUGCCAUACUGAAGUUCUAAGAUGAAGUGUUUUGUAGUGUUAAGUGCCUUGGCGCUGGCACUGGCUAGUGCCAGACCCGAAGGUUACAGUUACUUCACGCCCCAUGGAACCAGCUCGGGCCACGGUGGUCACUCGGCCACCUCGAGUGCUAGUGUUCUGUUUACUUCCGCCGGCACGGGUGCAUCCGCGGCCGCCAGUGCGGUGGACGACUGUGAAGAACCAGCGCACGAGCAGCUGUCACCGUUCCAGCACAGCCAGGUGCACUUCUACGCUCCACAAACCGCUACUCAUGGCGAGUCCUCGUCGUACCUCAGUGCUUCUUCUGGACAUCAGCAGCAGCAGCAGCAGCAGCAGCAGCAGCAUCAUUUGUCGCUGCCAGUAGCUCACGCUCAGGUGGCCGUGUCUGGUGGAUCUUCCAGUGCCGGACACUACCACUACCAGCAUCAGGAGCAGCAACAGCAGCACCACCAACAACAGCACCAUCAGACCGUUGAGCAUCAGGUGCAUCACCACGUUGAGCCACAGGUCGAAUACUUCACCAACGUGCAUCAGCACCAAUCGCAGCAGGCGCAUCAUCACCAGCAGCAGCACCAUCAUCAACACCACGAAGCAUCCGUGCACUACGUGCAGCAGCCCGUCGUCAAGGAGGAGGUGCACAAGCACGUGUACGUGCAUGUCGCACCGGAAGAAAAGGAAGAAAUCCACCAGAAAGUGAUACUGCCGACCUACACCAAGCAGAAGCACUACAAGAUCAUCUUCAUCAAGGCGCCGUCCCCGCCGACCGUGAGCAAGGUCGUGCUGCCCCAGCCGCCGGUCAACGAGGAGAAGACGCUCGUCUACGUCCUGCACAAGAAGCCCGAGCUGGAGCAGGAGAUCGUUGUGCCAGCACCAGCGACCGCCAAGCCCAGCAAGCCGGAGGUGUACUUCAUCAAGUACAAGACCAAGAAGCAGGAGCAACACUCCUACCACCAUCACGAGGAGCAGCACUCAUCUGCCGGUACGUUCGGUGGAAGCAGCAGCAGCAGCAGCAGCAGCCUCAGCAGUGGUGCUAGCGCCGGUGCCUACGAAGCGGCCGAUCUGUCCGGGUACGGUGGAGUAUACAGCAGCAGCUUUGCACCGAUCGUCGUUACGGAGGGAUCGUACUACAGCACGACGCCGACACCGGUCAAGGUGACCACCGUCCACUCCGUUGCGUCGUCUUCCACGUUGGCACCGUCCUCGUCGUACGUGAGCAGCACGGCCAGCAGCAACAGUGCCCACAAGGCGCAGAGCAUUAAAGUGACCAACAUUGGCCUGUCGGGCUAUUCUUCUGGCGGAACGGGAUACGGCUCAAGCACGGGCUUGAGCUCGAGCUUGAGUUCUAGCAGCAGCAGUGGUCGUCAGCGUGGUUCGAAGAAGUCGUGCGGCAAGUGCAGCAAGACCAACAGUGCGCCACUGGCCGUCGGUGGCACACUCGACGCAUUCGUGUCGAACGUGUACUAGGGAUGGACAGUCCAUUCUUCGUUAGCUUUAGUCAAACUCACAGAUCUUCUAGCUCAGUUAGGGACGCGUCUGCACAAAAGGAAAGAGGAACUCCUGCAGUCCAUCCACUCUAUCUGCCAACACUUACACGAAUCUUGAACAUUCUUCUGGUGUUGUGUGUUAAUAAAACAAAGAAAAAAACCCAUAGCUAAUACA